CGCGCUCCGCUCAGUAAGCUCGCGACUGCCGGCGAGACGCACGCCCGCCGCCAUUUAAAGCCGGUCGCUAUGCCCGCGAACAGGUCCGCGGUAUGGCCAGCGGCCUAACCGCGACAUGUUGAAGCAUGCUCAGCGGCCGCCGGCGGCGAACGAUGCCGACCAACGCUAUCAGAACAUGCCUCGGCGGCCGCACCAUCAUUUACCCCUCAACGUCUCCACCUUGGAUUCCUCCAAGCAUUCCGUCGGAGGCACCUCGGCGAGCGUCAGCCCGGGCGGGCAGCCGAAUCCGAGCGUGCCCGUCCUGUCUCCCGUUCCCGUCGCGUCUCCACCAAAGAUAGCCAAUGGAAACGUGAAUGGAGCAAGGACUACAACAAUUGGGAAAUCGAGGAGCAUCAGAGCGGCGACCGAGGAAGCGCUCACUUCCUUGGCACUUCUCUGCCUCGUCAGUCUCCUGCUAGCUCUACUGGCGCUGCUGUUCCUUCUGAAGAUAUCUGCGCCGGCCACAAGUGCUCCUGAAGAGUUCGCCGUAGUGUACGAAGUGACGUUAGCUCUGUGUGCGUUGACACUCUCUCUGAACCUGUGCUGUCUUCUCGUGUGUGCUAUACAGUUCCUGUUCGCAGUGAAGCUGGUGCACUCCCCAUCGGCCCCCAACGGAAGGUCGAACAAAUAUCUGCAGAAGUCGGCGAUAACUAGAGUAUGCGCUGUAGGGGGAUUCUUCAUAUCAAUACCUGUGUUUUUAACAGGGAUUAUCCUGUACACAUUCAUCCAGUUCCACUCCACGCCUGCAAUAGUAACGUCAGUGUUCAUCGGAGUCGGCAUCAUAUUUUGCGGCUGCGCGAUGGUACACAACGUCUUCGUGUGGCAGAAGGAGAAGACUAACCUAGUCAAGGCGUUUCGUUCAGACAUAAACACGUCUCAGAAUCAGACGUCCAAUGGUAUCGUGAUGAACGGGCACCUCAACAACAGCGGCGCUGGCAACCUUAGCUUCCACCGGCAGGCGCCUUAUUCGCACCCCAUCACCCUGCUGCAGCAGGGACCUUAUAUUAUUAGACCACCGACGAGCACGCCGCCGGGCGAAGGCGCGGCGACGCCCGGCGUGCCGACCGCCACCAUCGACCUCAGCCAUGACGCACACGAACUCAGCACUCUUGUCUGAAGCCUUCUGGAUAACGCUUACAAGUACUGACCGGCAUAAGACGAAGGCAGAGCGUUCAGAGUUAGGAUUUAGAAACGUUAAUGUUUUCCUACCAGCUAAUACGAUUCACACGAACUUAGCACUAUCAUCUGAGCCUUAUGAGAGUAUAUAGGCUGAAGCUAACAUCAGUGACAUUUACCGACGACAUACGAAAACCUCGUGCGAUCUAACCCCUGAUACGACAGAAAUGAACAGUAGUGGAGACUCGACUGAGAGACUUUUGGACUCAGCGCUUGAGCUUAACUACCGACGACGUAAGACGAAGGCACAGCGUCAAGAUCGAACAAUCCUUGCCCCGACACGACAGAAACGAACAGUCUAGUGACUCAUCUAGACUGAGAACCUUCUGGACGCAGCGUUUGGACUUCACUAUCGACGACGUAGGCGAAGGCACAGCGUCAAGACUUCGUGCGUUUGCCCCGACAAGACAGGAACUAGUGAAGUCUCAAGUAGUUUGAGAUCAUAAGGCAAUACGCAGCGAUACCCUACGUCUAAGCCGUAAUGAUCGACCUCUACCACAUAAGAGAAGAACUAACCAAAUCUCAUUUGACAGAAGCAGCGGAUAGUGUCAAGCGCAUGAGCAAGUUAAUACUAUGUCCCUUGUUCAAUGUCCCUCAACGGCAAAUUGUAAACUAGGUAAAAGGACUCAAUAAGAUCUGUCUUACCCUAUUUAGUCUAGUAGACAGUCAGCGUCAAAAGUGAAGAACGUAUCACAUAUCGGAUCUGCGGUGGCAGCAUGAUUCCAUUUUUAUCACUUGUCACUAUACCCGUCACUUUCGCGCUUACAUACUUGUUAGAACGUGACAGCCAUGGUGACAAAUGAUAAAAAGCCGACCAUCUUAGCCCUACUGAACACGCUUAAGUGUUAUAAUCUUAUACUAACUGUACAGACUACUUCGAAAUAUGUUUAUACUUUUCACCUUAUUAUAAUGGAAUAAGUUGCAAAAGUGUAACCGUAUCACCUGUUUGAGAAAGUGCAAUGUAUACUCUGAUUAAAUUAGAACCAAGGCCAUGCGAAUUUUUUACGCAAUAACAAAUAUUAAUACCUACGAAUUGCGUAUAAUACCUUCCUUAAGCGUAUACACUUGCCAAAUAGAAAUCCAGGAAAGGAGCCUCUUUGACAAUUAAGUAACUAAUUAUUUCGGUAGCUCCUAUGUAGUAUUUACUACCUUUACAUAUAUUUACACUCUAAAGUGUAAGGCCUGAGUGGACGCUCGAGUUGGGCGUGCAGCGGGGUGGGGCGUGCAGCGUGCAUGUUAAACAAAUGCAGACGUAUAGGAGCGGCCGCAGUGCACGCUGCUCACGUCGCUUGUGAGCCCGACGCCACGCUGCACGCCCCGCCGAACGCUCCGCUUCGAGCGUCUACACAGGCCACACCAAGACAUGAACCUCACUCAUAGGCCCCUACUUAGCUACUCGACCAAGGUUCUAUUUGGACGAGAAAACAUAAUAAUAAUCUGUAUAUUUUAUGGUAGUUGUAAAUAUAUUUCAUCACAAUAUUAUGUGAUUUGCCAUGUUUUGAGCUUUCAACUAUUGUUUGCUUUGAAUGACUGAGAUGAUAAUUGAAAUUUUGUGUGUUAGGAUUGAGAUUAUUAAUAAUAUAUUAAAUUAAUGUUAAGAUAA
Cydia pomonella (codling moth) is the source of this 2818-nucleotide messenger RNA. RefSeq lists its product as uncharacterized. The transcript is spliced from 5 exons. Bases 116 to 1156 code for a protein of 346 amino acids. Lineage: Eukaryota; Metazoa; Arthropoda; Insecta; Lepidoptera; Tortricidae. The record is from RefSeq and is a predicted model, not a curated record.